Leptosomus discolor (cuckoo roller) is the source of this 783-nucleotide messenger RNA. RefSeq names its product aquaporin 11 (gene AQP11). NCBI's taxonomy places the organism in Eukaryota, Metazoa, Chordata, Aves, Leptosomiformes, Leptosomidae. Gene Ontology annotation, molecular function: channel activity. Gene Ontology annotation, biological process: transmembrane transport. Gene Ontology annotation, cellular component: membrane; cytoplasm. The record is from RefSeq and is a predicted model, not a curated record.
AUGGCUGGGAUAAGGACCUCGCUCCUGCUGGUGGCCGACAUCGUGGUAACGGUGCAGCUGUGCAGGAGAUUAACCCGCUGGCGGCUGCGCUCCCGCCAGCGCCUUCACGCUUUCCUUUUGGAGAUGUUUAGCACCUUCCAGAUUUGCACCUGCACUAGUGAGCUGUGCCUGCUGAGCAGCGUGGAGCUGCAGCCACGCACCGCCCUGGCUUUCACCUAUGCUCUGACUGUCCUGCACGGCAUAACUCUGACUGGCACCGCAUGCAAUCCCUGUGGCACUUUGCAGUCGAUGUUGGGCAGGGCGGUAUCGGUCAAGAUGGAUGGACUCAAGAUCGUGGCUCAGUUCGUGGCGGCAGUGCUUGCCAGAGUGUUCAUGCACUUCAUCUGGAGCCUGGAGAUGGCAGAGCCACAUCUCGGAGCGCACUCACGCGGCUGCAGCAACCCCAUGCAGACUACAGUGGUGCAGGCGUUCUGCCUAGAACUGCUCUUUUCUGUCGUUUUCCAGGAGGCCAUUCUGCUACUGAAAGAGUUUAAUCACAUAUACAAAGCCCAUUUGAUUGCUCUGCUCACCACCAUGCUCGUGUAUGCAGGUGGCGAUCUCACAGGAGCAACAUUUAACCCAGCGUUGGCUUUUUCAUUACAUGCAGAUUGUUUCUAUGACCAAUUUUACAGUUACUCCUUGGUAUAUUGGAUAGCACCAUCCUUAGGUAAGUUCUUAAUACUCUGUGUAUUUGAGAAAGUGUUAUUUAGUACGUGGUUCCAAAAAUGGCUGCUCUCUAUUUGA